Molecule: messenger RNA, 1826 nt
Organism: Fundulus heteroclitus (mummichog)
Lineage: Eukaryota; Metazoa; Chordata; Actinopteri; Cyprinodontiformes; Fundulidae
Product: protein tyrosine phosphatase non-receptor type 7
Exons: 11
Coding region: 372-1631 (419 amino acids)
Biological process (GO): protein dephosphorylation
Molecular function (GO): protein tyrosine phosphatase activity
Source: RefSeq, a predicted model, not a curated record
AACGUUUCAGAUCUGUAGUGAUGUGGAAACACGAAGAACUCUAACAGACCUACACACACGCAGGUCCGUUUCACCCGUUUCUACUUCAUCAUAGUGAUGCCGGGAGCUCUGCCUCCUCAUCGCAGCAGAAACCCAUUCAACAAACAUCGACUUCAAGCCGAGUCGGCAUCUGUCAGAGGAGUCAUGAGUCGGGGGUGUUAGUCUCACCUCUUCAGGAAGCUUCUUUAUGAAUUAAAGUACGUCAGAAGUUUAACUUAGAGGGAACCUUGAAAGCAAGACAAGAGGAAGAUCUACGGAGAUCAGAAUGCAUGGUGUUGAGGUGAGCAGUUGAGUCCAGCUCAGAGGAAAACCGCCGCCAGAAAAGACUCAAAAUGAGCUCAUUCAGCUCUAGUCCUAGUGAGGAACCGCUGACGCCCCCGCCACUGACCACGCCUCCUCGCAAACCUUCGGUCCGCCUCCAGGAGAGGCGGGGCUCUAACUUGUCUCUGCUGUUGGAUGUGAGCAACCUGGGAGUGGAGUCAGUUUGUUCUGUGACCACGCCCAAGGAGGUGUGGCUUCAGCUGCUUCAUACCUCCUCCCGAGCGCUCACACAUGCUCAGUUGCAGGAAGCUGCAGCAGACACAAACGCUCUGAACGCAGAGUACCAGAAGAUUCCUCCGAACUUUGUGAGCGCAGCCGAGCUCGACGUUCCCGGACACACGAUGAAAGACCGAUACAAAACCAUCCUCCCCAACCCAGAGAGUCGAGUGAUCCUGAAGAACCCGGAGGAGGAACCGGGACCGGAUCGCUACAUCAACGCCAACUAUGUCAGGGGCUACAGAGGGACUCCGAGGGCCUUCAUCGCCACCCAGGGGCCGAUGCUGCACACUGUGGGAGACUUCUGGGACAUGGUGUGGCAGGAGAGGAGCAGCAUCAUCAUCAUGGUCACCAAACUGAAGGAGAACAAUGAGAAAUGCGAGCCGUACUGGCCCCGGCCGACGGAGAGGACGAGGGUAAAGGAGGAGGAUGAGAACCAGAAGGAGGAGAUUCAGAGGGAGGGAGAUGGAGUGGAGGGGGAGACGGGUCGGUUUGGCAGGUUCCUGCUGAGAGUCAAAGACAGCCGGGAACAAAACGGCUUCACCAUCACAGAUCUAGAGAUCCAGCUUAACUCUGAGCGCCGUCCUCUCAGACACUACUGGUUCAGCUCCUGGCCCGACCACCACAUCCCAGAAUGCAUCGCUUCCCUGCUGAAACUGGUGGAGGAGGUGGAGACGUACAAGAAGUCUCUGGGACCGCCGGCCAGCUCUCCUCCAAUCACAGACGCUGUGCCUGGACCCGGGCCAAUCGUCGUCCACUGCAGUGCCGGCAUCGGGAGGACGGGCUGUUUCAUAGCCAGCAGCAUCUGCUGUCAGCAGCUCAGAGAGACGGGACACGUGGACAUUCUGGAGACGGUGUGUCAGCUCCGACUUGACAGGGGUGGGAUGAUCCAGACCACAGAGCAGUACCAGUUCCUGUACUCCACACUGGCCCAGUACAGCCUCCAGCUGCAACAGAACCAGGACCAGAACCAGACCACCACAGUCCCACAGAACCAGAAGAACCCUGAGGACCAGGUCAGCAUCCGGCUGCAGAACGUCCGGCUGCAGAACUGAUAGAAACCCAGAACCUGGAUAAGUGUCAGCGCCCUCAGAGAAACUGGAGGAAAUCAGCGCAGCAGAGAACCUGAGGGCAGCCUAUUGGACACCAGCAGAGGACAGAACCGACUGGGGUUCCAUCCGAAUACCCUUAAUAACGGCUCCUAGCUCCUAGCUCCUAGCUCCUGCUCCUUGACCUUUCACCUUUCCUGG